Messenger RNA from Truncatella angustata, 2454 nucleotides. RefSeq names its product VID27 cytoplasmic protein-domain-containing protein. The record is from RefSeq and is a predicted model, not a curated record. Gene Ontology annotation, cellular component: nucleus; cytoplasm. The coding region runs from base 1 to 2454 and encodes 817 amino acids. NCBI's taxonomy places the organism in Eukaryota, Fungi, Ascomycota, Sordariomycetes, Amphisphaeriales, Sporocadaceae. The transcript has 2 exons.
AUGUUUGUCCUCAAGAAUGUGGGCAAGCUGAUUUUUGGCAGCAACAACCAAGAGUCUCUGAUCGAGCUGCCGCAAGGUCAACUGUACCUGGUCCGCCCACUGUCUCCCAAGGGCUAUUCCGAACUCAUAUUCAAGGACGCAACUGCCCGCAUCCGCAGGACCGCCCAGGACUUCCAAUACCAGCUCGUUGUCCAGAGGGUUUAUGAGGAAGGCGAGGCUGAGCUGCUCGCCGACGAGGAAGGAGAGGACGCCGAGAUCGAUGCCCUCGCCACCGAACGAGACGAGAAGACCUUCUUGCUCGACGAAGCAUUACACUUCCGCGUCGAGAAUCGCGACGCAUCGGCCACCGUUGUUGCCUGGAAGGACCUGAGCGGCGACCUCGGCGACGUCUACGAAUUCGUUUGCGACGGCUCCGUCCAGUCCAUGCAGCUCCAAGCAUUCGAGCGCAUCGCAAAACAGUGCCAGUACGAGCGCAAGUACCGCAAACCACAUACCACUGCUUCAGAGUCCGACCUUGCACAGUUCGAGUUCGACGACGAGCAGCCCAUCCCUCACGCCAGCCCCAUUCAUAGCCCUACCGUCGGCCGGCACAUUGACUCCACCGACGACAUGUUGUCCAUCAAGAACCCAGCCAACACGAGCGUCAGGCGCGAUGCCACGCCCCAGAAACCACCAGAAGUGCGCGCCCCGACACGACAGAUGGGUCCCCCGGCCGUGCCCGCCCAACCCGAGCCUCAAGAGAUUCUGUCCAUGGAGCUUGGAGAGCUGCACUUUUUCGACUUUCCCUCGGGCUCCUUCGUUCUCAAGGAUUCCUCCGUCACAGCCCAGGUCUCCGACACUGGAAACUGGCAAUACUGGUUACAUGUCGCAAGCAAGGACCAAGAGUGGCUGGGCAUCCCGGUUGUUGCAGACAUCAACCCAGUCUUCAACUUUGAGUUUCUGUCUUUUAUUUUCAACCAGUUUACCGAUGACGGCUCUGCCUACUCGUGGUUGAUACGCUUCAAGGACCAGCCAACCCUCGAGCGGUUCCAGGAAGGCCUCAUGCGCGCUCUCUGGGAGCAACUGAACGAGAUCAAGUGGACAAAGGUCAAGGACCAGGAGAGGCAGUACGUCCUUGAUGCUUUCGAGGAUCUCAAGAUGGACGAUGUGCCCGAGGAGGGCUACGAAGACGAGGAAGACCCGGAGGAGCCCGAGUUUGAGGAGGUGGAAGAUGAGGACCCUGGUGCGAGAAGUGAGCACUACGACUCGGACGAGGACCAAGACGAUCUCGAGACGCAGCCGAAAGAUGGUGCUACAAACAAGUCUAUCGCUGUCGGCUACAAGCACGACCGCUCGUUCGUUGUCAGGGGUUCCAAGAUUGGUGUCUUCAAGCAUGCUCCCAACAACAAUCUUGAGUUUUCUACCAACAUCUCCGAAGUCAAGACGCCCAAGGGCAUGCUCUUUUCUCCCAAGAAGGCCAUGCUACACAACGAAGAUCGCAACAUGAUACUGCAGAACGACACCGAUCCCAACAAGCUCUACCGCAUGGAUCUCGAAUAUGGAAAGGUCGUCGAUGAGUGGAAUGUCCACGAUGAUAUCCCCGUCGUGACUUUUGCCCCCGAGAACAAGUUCGCCCAGAUGACCCACGAGCCCACCUUCCUUGGUAUCAGCCAUAACUCCCUCUUCCGUGUCGAUCCUCGACUUGCCGGCGACAAGCUCGUCGACUCCCAGCUCAAGCAAUAUGCCUCCAAGAAUGACUUCAGCUCCAUCUCCACCACAGAAAAGGGCUACGUUGCCGUUGCUUCCAACAAGGGUGACAUCCGUCUAUUCGACCGCCUGGGCAUCAACGCCAAGACACACAUUCCAGCUCUCGGCGAGCCUAUUAUUGGCCUUGACGUCUCUGCUGAUGGUCGCUGGGUCCUUGGUACUUGCCGUACUUACCUGUUGCUCAUCGACGCCAUGCAGAAGACUGGCAAAAACGAGGGCAAGCUCGGCUUUGAGAAGUCUUUCGCUGCCGAUUCCAAGCCUCAACCACGUCGUUUGGCCUUGACUCCGGAGCAUGUGGCACAGUUCGCCUACGAAACUGGCAAGCCUGUCACUUUCACUCCUGCUCGCUUCAACACGGGCCAGUCUAACGAGGAGACGUCCAUCAUCACUGCCACGGGCCCUUACAUCAUUGACUGGAACUUGAGGAAGGUCCUGCGCGGUGCCAAGGCCCCCUACACCAUCAAGCGAUACUCGGACGAGGUCAAGGCUGAUGACUUCAAGUUCGGCACUGAUCAGAAUGUCAUUGUCGCACUGCCGAACGAAGUUAACAUGGUUGGUAAGACGCAGCUCAAGAGGCCGACACGCGAGAGCAUCGCCGGUUUCGGUGCUCGACUGAGCACACCCCGUAAAAAUUCAGGAAGGAUCGGUACCAAGGAGAGCGGGCGAUACAAGCUGGGCAGGGACGACGUGGUUGCUUCACCAUAUUAG